Molecule: messenger RNA, 4101 nt
Organism: Phaedon cochleariae (mustard beetle)
Lineage: Eukaryota; Metazoa; Arthropoda; Insecta; Coleoptera; Chrysomelidae
Source: the annotation of a GenBank genome assembly
AAAAUUGUGAAAAAUAUAGUCGAAAUGUGUUCGUUAUAGUUAAAAUUUGAAUUUAUCACAUUCCUAAUAUUGUUUCUGAUUAUUCAGUUUAAAUUUGGAAUAUUAUAUUGUUCAAAUCAUGCUUUGUAGAAUGUGAUUUGGGUUGAUGAUUAGCCUGGUAUUUGUUAUUCUCUUUCUCAAGUAGUAGUUGUCAGCUAGUCUAAUUGUUUAUAAUUUACCAUUUGAACUCUGCUGUGCCCUUUAUAAAAAGGUUUAAUUCAAUAUAAAUUGGCAUGGUUACAUAGUCACAAUGACGGUCGAUUUCAAUGAUUACUUUUGGGGAGAAAAGAACAACGGAUUCGAUGUUUUGUACCAUAAUAUGAAAUAUGGAUUAGUUGCAAGCAAAGAAUUUGCAGACUUUUUGAGAGAAAGGUCAAAUGUAGAAGAAAACAACUCAAAGCUUCUUAGCAAAUUAGCCAAACAGGCUGGUAGUUGUUGUGUGCAUGGUACAUUUGCACCAUUAUGGCAAGUACUAAAGACUUCUGCAGAACGAUUAUCUGCUCUCCACAUGCAAAUGGUACAGAAAGUUUCAGACCUAGUCAAGGAAGUCAGCAAAUAUGCUGAGGAUCUCCAGAAGAAACAUAAAUUGGUCAAAGAAGAGGAAUCUGGAACACUUGAUGCAGUACAAUUGAUGCAAAACAUCACUCUGAAUGUUCAGAAAUCAAAAGACACUUAUACCCAAAGAGGUCUAGAUUUAGAACGUUUACAAAAAGACAGCACAUCUGCAAAAGAGAUAGAAAAAGCUGAACAAAAAUUGAAAAAGGCCCAUGAAGAUUACAAAAGUUUCUUAGAAAAGUACAGCAGUAUCAAAGAAGACUUUGAAAAGAAAAUGUCAGUAACAUGCAAAAACUUUCAAGAACUUGAAGUGAAUCAUCUAGGUCAUAUGAAAGAGUUUUUGAACAAAUAUGCUGAGGUUAUUGAAUGGACCCAUGAACAAAUGGGACAUGUACAUAGAGAAUUUAGGCAACAAUGUGUGGAAUUGACAGUAGAUCAGUUACUUGAACAAUUUGUUCAUAGCAAAUCAACAGGACUUGAGAGACCAGGUACUUUGGAUCUGGAUGACCCUCUGACUUCUCCGACUACUGAGGUGGACUCGAAGCCUACAAAGCGUGAAGGUAAUGGUCACCCUGAGCAAACAGUGCCAACACAUGCCAAAACAUCCCGUCGAACAACCUCUCUCCUAAAUCUCUUCAUGUCUAAUUCGCAGGGAUCACGUGAAAGUCGAGCAGGUCCUUGCAGUGCUCCGUCAAGCCCCACUACCCCUGACGGGGAGCAGCAGCUGACUAGACAUGCCAAUCGUGGAUCCAAGUGGUUCUUGAGAAGCAGGAGAGACAAGGCAAAGCAAAAAAAAUCAAAGAAAAAGAGCAAAGAAAAUGUCGAUACCCAGAGCAAUAAGGAGGAAAAAUCUGAUAUGGAGGAGAAAGACGAUUCUCAAAAAAGCCAAAGGACAAUUGAAACAACUGAUCCAUCAGCGCAGGAAGUUGAUGAAGACGGUUAUGUAAUUAGACCAAAUGUUUCCCAGAAUUGGAACAGUGAAAAAGGAAGCUUUUAUUCAUCAUCUGAUUCCGAAUCAGACGACGAUAGAGAACGCAAGAUACACGUCGAAAUCAAACCGCUGAACAACGGCUCGGCCCCCAUGUCUGCCUCCGUGGACGAACUCAGAGCGACGGUGGAGAACUUCUAUCUGUCGCCCACAGGGGGCUUCGCCAGGCGCGGCUCCAACUUGGACGAUUCCACCAUGAAGAGGUCGCAGUCGGUGUCCCAGCAACUGGGCAAGCCGAGCACCGAUCUGCUGGGGCUGACCUUCCAGCAGAGCCCUACUGCUUCGAACGCGUCCACUCCUACGAGUUCGCAUCCCUAUGCGCCGUUGCAGAGUCCGUCGCAGUUGGCGCUGAAUUCCCCUACUUUGUCAGUGUCUUCAAGAUAUGCAGAACUAGGAGAGAUCUUCUCCGAGGACGGCGAACUCCAGCAGCCGCCUCCCAAGCACCAGCAGCGGCAAACCCCCACGCCGACAUCCGGCUACAUGUCCAUACCUAGACCGCCCUCGCGCCGGUCGGACCCGUCGAGGGCGCUCGCGUCGCAGACCGGCAUUGCGCGCGCCGACAGCAUCGGCAGCCUGGAGUUCCGGACGGCGUGCGUGCCGGUGGGCGUGUCCAGAGGCCCCUCCCCUCUGACGAUCGGCAUGGCCGAUACGAUCCCGCUGGCGGUGGCGUUCCACGAGAUCGUGCAUUCGUAUUUUCGCGGGGCAGACGAGUCUAGGUGUCAAGUGAAGAUGUCUGGGGAAAUGAUGCUCUCAUUUCCUGCUGGAAUAGUAACAAUUCUCGCCAAUAACCCGAAUCCUGCGAAGUUGGUCUUUCGUGUCAAGAAUACUCAGAGUUUAACCAGUAUUUUACCGAAUAAACAGUUAAUUAGUAUUGAUAGUGGACAAUCUUCUAGUGAUUAUUUAGGAGUUGAAUUUAUAAUGUCUGCACUAAGUUCCUUAUUGAAAAAGCAAUCCGAACAAAACCCCAGCGCUUCAUAUUUCAAUGUUGAUAUAUUGAAGUAUCAGAUCAAACCUAAGCAGGGAGCAAAUUCAUGCCCGUUCCAACUUGUUGCUUAUUGGAAAUGCUCGAGUGCCCACACGGAUUUGAAAAUCGAUUACAAGUACAACUCUCAUGCUAUGAGCUCUCCAACUCCUUUAUUGAAUGUUACUGUUGCUGUUCCUGUACCUGGAACUGUGAAGAACAUGCAGACAAAGCCUACAGCCCAAUGGCCUAGAGAAAACAGCAGGAUCAUAUGGAAGUUCACAGAGUUAUCCCAGCAUUCCGAGAACCACGGGGUAGGAUCUGUGGCAGCAAGGUAUGAUUUGGAAAAUGGCCCCGGCACCCCGCAAACUGUUUCGACACAGUUCAACUGCGAAGGCACGACCCUAUCGGGAAUCGAUUUUCAACUGAUGGGGACCGGCUAUAGGCUGUCUCUGGUCAAGAGGCGCUUCGUAUCCGGCAAAUACAUUUGCGAUGGGGAUCAGAAGUUCAGCUCGGGGACAGGGACGCCAUCGACUGUGUCAACAGUGUCUUCCCUCGGCGACCCGAACUGCUAGCAUUCCUACAUAUCUUCUGUGCAAUACCCAUCUUGUAUGUAUUUGUAUUACUUUUUUUAUUUAUGACUAUUUUCAUGUUAUAUGCCUAUAUAUUAUAUAUAGUUUAUGAUUGCUAUUUUGUAAUGGCAUAAAUAGUCCAAUAGUUAUUUUUCUGUUUUUUAAUGUUCUGAACUGCUCCAUAGUAGACGUCGCCGAUAGAUCGCGUCACUAACAUGUUCCAGACCUUGAUCAGCCGAAGAUCUAUAUAAGCCAUCAAUAUUUUGUCGCGGACGGUUGGAUCCAGGAGAUCCCGUUGUAUCCUGAUCAUAGAUAGGGAUAGGAUCUGUUAGUCUACCAUCCGGCAUCCACCAUCUGAUGAAUCAUGUUAAGGAUCUUACACAAUGCAGAAACGUAAGACAUAAGACGUAUGGCAUAAGACUGCAUAAGAAAUUCGUCAACUUGAGAAAAUAUUCCAAUAACACAAUGCCGUCAAACAUGAGCGUAAGCAUCUCAGAAACGGAUGCAUUUUGUUCUUACCUUAUUAUCUGAUCACAAUCUUAUGAACACUGGUGUGUUUAUUGUUUAUUAUAACAACAAACCCAUCAUCAAUCAUUUAGUUAGGUUAGAUUCGGUUACAAUACGUCAAAUACGUCAAUUUUAAGGAUGUUUUUUAUGAAAAAUUCCAUUCUUACUGUAAGCUACCAUGCCUCAUACGUAAAUCUUACGGUAUUGCAUAAGCAUUGUGUAUUUCUUCCUCUAUUUUCAUGAUACCGAAAAAACUUACGCCUUACGUCAUACGCCUUGUGUCCUACGUUUUAGGAUUGUGUAAGAGCCUUAACUGAAUCUAUCUCACUGUCUGAGUGUCUGCUACACUAGUGGCAUCGUUCAUUCAACUAAUAUUGGAGAAACGAGAACAAUCUUGUUCCAGUAAAAUCCGAUAGAUGGCGCCAUUAACAUGUAGACUGUAGCGGAAGCGGGAACACCCUGUGACGUCGAGUUGGUUU